This is a messenger RNA of Megalobrama amblycephala (Wuchang bream), 1647 nucleotides long. Its product is annotated as gastrula zinc finger protein XlCGF57.1-like. Gene Ontology annotation, cellular component: nucleus. Gene Ontology annotation, molecular function: RNA polymerase II cis-regulatory region sequence-specific DNA binding; DNA-binding transcription factor activity, RNA polymerase II-specific. The record is from RefSeq and is a predicted model, not a curated record. The coding region runs from base 122 to 1486 and encodes 454 amino acids. Gene Ontology annotation, biological process: regulation of transcription by RNA polymerase II; central nervous system development. Lineage: Eukaryota; Metazoa; Chordata; Actinopteri; Cypriniformes; Xenocyprididae. The transcript is spliced from 3 exons.
GACAUGAUGUCAUAAGGCUGCGCCUGCUCCUGCAUCUGUGAUUCUGCUGAAGAAAGUGUCCAAACACACAGAGAAACUCCUGGUGAAGCGACUGAGAUCCACGUGACACACUAUUAUAAAGAUGGAGUCUAUUAAAGAGGAAAGUGAAGACGUGAAGAUUGAAGAAACAUUCAGAGUCAAACAUGAAGAAACUGAGGAACAAACAGGCCUGAUGGUGCUGAAAGAGGAGAGUCAAGAACUGAAUGAAAUUGAAGAGAAAAAUCAGUAUAACAAUUAUCAUAAUUUAGUGACAGAGGAAAAAUCUACUAGUUAUUCACAGACUAAUAAGACAGAAACUACAAACCUCCAGAUGAGAGUUCACACUGGAGAGAAGCCUCACACCUGCCAACAGUGUGGAAAGAGUUUCUCACUAAAAGGAAAUUUAAGUGUUCACACGAGAGUUCACACUGGAGAGAAGACGUCCAUAUGCUCUCAGUGUGGAAAGAGGUUUAGACAGAAAAGGGACCUUAAUAUCCACAUGAGAGUUCACACAGGAGAGAAGCCGUUCAUAUGCACUCAGUGUGGAAAGAGUUUUAGACAGAAAAAAGACCUUAAUGCCCACAUGAGAAAUCACACUGGAGAGAAGCCUUACACCUGCAAACUGUGUGAGAAAAACUUUACAGUAAAAGCAAAUCUGAAGAAUCACAUGAGAGUUCACACAGGAGAGAAGCCGUUUAUAUGCACUCAGUGUGGAAAGAGUUUUAAACAGAAAAAAGACCUUAAUGCCCACAUGAGACAUCACAUUGGAGAGAAGCCUUACACCUGCAAACUGUGUGAGAAGAACUUUACAGUAAAAGGAAAUCUGAAGACUCACAUGAGAGUUCACACUGGAGAGAAGCCGUUCAUAUGCACUCAGUGUGGAAAAAGAUUUACACAGAAAAAAAACCUUAAUGGCCACUUGAGAAUUCACACUGGAGAGAAGCCUUUCUCCUGCCAACAGUGUGGAAAGAGCUUCACACUAAAAGGAAAUUUAAAAAUUCACAUGAGAGUUCACACUGGAGAGAAGCCAUUCAUAUGCUCUCACUGUGGAAACAGUUUUAAACUGAAAAGAUACCUUAAAGUCCACAUGACAAUUCACACUGGAGAGAAGCAGUUUGUUUGUGAUCAGUGUGGAAAGAGCUUCAGAAAUAAAGCACAAUUUAAUCUUCACAUGAGGAUUCACUCGGGAGAGAACUGUUUUAUAUGUCAUCACUGUGGAAAGAGUUUCACACACAAAGCAAGCUUUGAGAAACACACAAGAGUUCACACUGGAGAGAAGCCUUUCACCUGCCCUCAGUGUGGAAAGCGCUUCAAUAAUAAAGGAAACCUUCAGAUUCAUGUGAGAGUUCACACUGGAGAGAAGCCUUACAAGUGUCUAGAGUGUGAGAAGAGUUUCACAUGUCACACAACCCUGAAAAGGCAUUUGCAAACUCAUUCUGAAAAGAAACCGCUGUUUUCCUCCAUAUGAUGAUGUUUGGAUAAAGGAGCAAUUUCAGCAAUAAUCUGCCCAUUCACUCAAUUCAAUUGUGAUUAAUGCAAUAAAAACAUCACACUUGCACUUAAAUAUGAAAAAUCAUGUAAAUGUGAGACCUUGUUUGUGUUCUUUGUUAAAGAGUUAUUGCCUCAUAA